UCGCCCUCUCCCUGCCUCUUUCUCCCGCUCCCGCUCGCUCGUCUCUCUCGCUAAUACUUCCCCCUGCUGUGCUCCAGGAGACCCAAGCAUUCUCAGCGCUAACCUUAGGGACCCAUGGUGCUCGAAAAGCCUAGAAAAAGCCGCUUCGGGCAGAGAUAGUUGGAAGCCCCUCGUCCCUUCCCCCUCUCCCGGCGCAGCCCAUGCCCGGCUCGCAGCACCUUCUCGCUCCUGCACGCUCUGUUUGGGAGGACGGGGUGAGAAGGUGAAGUGGAAAGAGCUGCAGAGCAGAGGGGCCAGUCUCAGAGCUCAGAUUUCAUUUUCAUUGAAGCAAAGCACAGAAGAUCAGUUUUUUUCUGUUUGUUUGUUUUUGUUUUAAUUCUGCAUUUUUUGGUUCUUUUUUCUUUUUCUUUUUUCAAGAAACUUAUUUUGAGGGGGGGUGGGUUUGCUCUGGGCAUUUGCUUUGCCCAGUAGUUGAAAAGUGAACUCGACUCGUGAUGGUUCUCCUGUCACUUUGGUUGAUAGCAGCCGCUCUGGUAGAGGUUAGGACUUCAGCUGAUGGACAAGCUGGUAAUGAAGAAAUGGUGCAAAUAGAUUUACCAAUAAAGAGACAGAGAGAGUAUGAGCUGGUGACUCCAGUCAGCACAAAUUUUGAAGGACACUAUCUCUCCCAUAUUCUUUCUGCAAAUCACAAAAAGAGGUCAGCGAGGGACGUGUCUUCCAACUCUGAGCAAUUGUUCUUUAACAUCACGGCAUUUGGAAGAGAUUUUCAUCUGCGACUAAAGCCCAACACUCAGCUAGUAGCUCCUGGUGCUGUUGUGGAAUGGCAUGAGGCAUCUCUGGUGCCUGGGAAUAUAACCGACCCCAUUAAUGAUCAUCAACCAGGAAGCGCUUCAGAAAGAAUCUGGAAAACAGAGCCUUUGCAGACUAACUGUGCUUAUGUUGGUGACAUCAUGGACAUUCCGGGAACCUCUGUUGCCAUUAGCAACUGUGAUGGUCUGGCUGGAAUGAUAAAAGGUGAUAAUGAUGAGUAUUUCAUUGAACCCUUGGAAAGAGGUAAGCAGAUGGAGGAAGAAAAGGGAAGGAUUCAUGUUGUCUACAAGAGAUCAGCAGUAGAACGGGCUCCCAUAGAUAUGUCCCAAGACUUCCACUACAGAGAAUCGGAUCUGGAAGGCCUUGAUGAUCUAGGUACUGUUUACAGCAACAUUGACCAGCAGCUGAAUGAAGCCAUGAGGCGACGCAGACACGCGGGAGAAAACGAUUACAACAUCGAGGUGCUGCUGGGAGUGGAUGACUCUGUGGUCCGUUUCCAUGGCAAGGAGCAUGUCCAAAACUACCUCCUCACCCUGAUGAACAUUGUGAAUGAAAUUUACCAUGAUGAGUCCCUGGGAGUGCAUAUAAAUGUGGUUCUGGUGCGCAUGAUAAUGCUGGGCUAUGCAAAGUCCAUCAGCCUCAUAGAACGGGGAAACCCAUCCAGGAGCUUGGAGAACGUGUGUCGCUGGGCUUGCCAACAACAAAAAUCUGAUCCCAAUCAUUCUGAACACCAUGAUCAUGCAAUUUUUUUAACCCGGCAAGACUUCGGACCUGCUGGAAUGCAAGGAUAUGCUCCAGUCACAGGCAUGUGUCAUCCAGUGAGAAGUUGUACCCUGAAUCAUGAGGAUGGUUUUUCAUCUGCUUUUGUAGUAGCCCAUGAAACUGGCCAUGUGCUGGGAAUGGAGCAUGAUGGACAAGGCAACAGGUGCGGUGAUGAGACUGCCAUGGGAAGUGUCAUGGCUCCUUUGGUGCAAGCAGCGUUUCAUCGUUACCACUGGUCCCGCUGCAGCGGCCAAGAACUGAAAAGAUACAUUCAUUCCUAUGACUGUCUCCUUGAUGACCCUUUUGAACGUGACUGGCCCAAACUCCCAGAACUUCCUGGAAUCAAUUAUUCUAUGGAUGAGCAAUGUCGUUUUGACUUUGGUGUUGGUUAUAAAAUGUGCACUGCGUUCCGAACCUUUGACCCAUGUAAACAGCUUUGGUGUAGCCAUCCUGAUAAUCCCUACUUUUGUAAGACUAAAAAAGGACCCCCACUUGAUGGGACCGAAUGUGCUGCUGGAAAAUGGUGCUAUAAGGGUCAUUGCAUGUGGAAGAAUGCUAAUCAGCAAAAACAAGAUGGCAACUGGGGAUCAUGGACCAAAUUUGGCUCCUGUUCCCGGACCUGUGGAACUGGUGUUCGCUUUAGAACACGCCAGUGCAAUAAUCCAGUGCCCAUCAAUGGUGGUCAGGAUUGUCCUGGUGUUAAUUUUGAGUACCAGCUUUGUAAUACAGAAGAAUGCCAAAAACACUUUGAGGACUUCAGAGCCCAGCAGUGCCAGCAGCGUAACUCCCACUUUGAAUACCAGAAUACCAAACACCACUGGUUGCCAUAUGAACAUCCUGACUCCAAGAAAAGAUGCCACCUUUACUGUCAAUCCAAAGAGACUGGAGAUGUUGCUUAUAUGAAACAGCUGGUGCAUGACGGAACGCGCUGCUCUUACAAAGACCCAUACAGCAUAUGUGUGCGCGGAGAGUGUGUGAAAGUGGGCUGUGAUAAAGAAAUCGGUUCUAACAAGGUUGAGGAUAAGUGUGGGGUCUGUGGAGGAGAUAAUUCCCAUUGUCGAACCGUGAAGGGGACGUUUACCAGAACACCCAGGAAGCUUGGGUACCUUAAGAUGUUUGAUAUACCCCCUGGUGCUAGACAUGUGUUAAUCCAAGAAGACGAGGCUUCUCCUCAUAUUCUUGCAAUUAAGAAUCAGGCUACAGGCCACUAUAUUUUAAAUGGCAAAGGGGAGGAAGCCAAGUCGAAGACCUUCAUAGAUCUUGGCGUGGAAUGGGAUUAUAACAUUGAAGAUGACAUUGAAACUCUUCACACCGAUGGACCUUUACAUGAUCCUGUUAUUGUCUUGAUUAUACCUCAAGAGAAUGAUACGCGCUCUAGCCUGACAUAUAAGUACAUCAUCCAUGAGGACUCUGCACCUACAAUCAACAACAACAAUGUCAUCCAGGAAGAAUUAGAUACUUUUGAGUGGGCAUUGAAGAGCUGGUCUCAGUGUUCCAAACCCUGUGGUGGAGGUUUCCAGUACACUAAAUAUGGAUGCCGUAGGAAAAGUGAUAAUAAAAUGGUUCAUCGUAGCUUCUGUGAGGCCAACAAAAAACCAAAACCUAUUAGAAGAAUGUGCAAUAUUCAAGAGUGUACACAUCCACUCUGGGCGGCAGAAGAGUGGGAGCACUGCACCAAAACCUGCGGCAGUUCCGGCUAUCAGCUCCGUGCCGUGCGCUGCCUCCAGCCGUCCCACGAUGGCACCAACCGCUCGGUGCACAGCAAGUACUGCGUGGGUGGCCGUCCAGAGAGCCGCCGGCCUUGUAACAGAGUGCCCUGCCCGGCCCAGUGGAAAACGGGGCCCUGGAAUGAGUGUUCGGUAACCUGCGGCGAAGGGACAGAGGUGAGGCAGGUCCUCUGCAGGGCGGGUGACCACUGCGAUGGUGAAAAGCCUGAGUCUGUCCGAGCCUGUCAGCUGCCUCCCUGUAAUGAUGAGCCAUGUUUGGGAGAUAAAUCCAUAUUCUGUCAAAUGGAGGUGCUGGCGCGAUACUGCUCCAUACCAGGUUAUAACAAGUUAUGUUGUGAGUCAUGUAGCAAGCGCAGCAGCACCCUGCCACCACCAUACCUUCCAGAAGCUGCUGAAACUCAUGAUGAUGCUAUCUUUAACUCCAGUGACCUCCCCGAAUCUCUAAUGAUGCCUACAUCUUUGGUUCCUUACUAUUCAGAGACUCCUGCUGAGAAGAAGAAAUCUUUGAGCAGGAUCUCUUCUGUAGGAGGUCCAAAUGCACAUGCUGCUUUCAGGCCAAACAGUAAAUCCAGUGGUGCUAACCUACCCCAGAGGAGAGCUCAGCCAGCAGAAAAUAAGACUCUGAGACUGGCCUCCCCACCCACCAAGAGUGGCCACCUCAGUUCAUCUCCACAAAUGGCUGCUGCCCCCUUCCUUGCAGCCAGUGAUUCCUUAGGUGCUUCUUCUCAGGCAAGAACCUCAAAGAAAGAUGAAAAGAUUAUUGACAAGAGACGUCCGCUAAGAUCAUCCACGUUGGAAAGAUAAAAAAGUGAAGCCAAAAGGCUAGACAUCAAUGGAAAAUCUGGACAAGCUCGCUCUCCCCGUGGUGCAUACAGCUUGUUUAAAGUGGAAAUCUCCAUAAAUCAUCAACUCAUUUUAUCUGUACAUGGAAGAACAAAAAGUGCUGGUUCACUUUCUAGUUGCUUUCAUCCUCCUUUUGUUCUGCAUUGACUCAUUUACCAGAAUUCAUUGGAAGAAAGCACCAAAGAUUAUUAACCGAAGGAAAGUAAGUUGCUAAGCGUGUUGGUCAUUUUCUAAAGCAGAAAAGGGACUGGAAUCAAUUGUGCAUAUCAGCUGAUUUUUUUUGUUGUUUUAAAAAAGUUACAGUAAAAAUAAAAGAGGUGCCAAUGGUUUACAUUUUAACAAAAGGUUUUGAAAAUGGAGCAAAGAAUUCUUAGACUUGUAUUCCUAUUUAUCUAUAUUAGAAAUAUUGUAUGAGCAAAU
Messenger RNA from Mesoplodon densirostris (Blainville's beaked whale), 4562 nucleotides. It is a transcript of the gene ADAMTS3, whose product is annotated as ADAM metallopeptidase with thrombospondin type 1 motif 3. Gene Ontology annotation, cellular component: extracellular matrix. Gene Ontology annotation, biological process: extracellular matrix organization; proteolysis. The record is from RefSeq and is a predicted model, not a curated record. NCBI's taxonomy places the organism in Eukaryota, Metazoa, Chordata, Mammalia, Artiodactyla, Ziphiidae. Bases 495 to 4103 code for a protein of 1202 amino acids. Gene Ontology annotation, molecular function: metalloendopeptidase activity. The transcript has 22 exons.